Molecule: messenger RNA, 591 nt
Organism: Truncatella angustata
Lineage: Eukaryota; Fungi; Ascomycota; Sordariomycetes; Amphisphaeriales; Sporocadaceae
Exons: 1
Coding region: 1-591 (196 amino acids)
Source: RefSeq, a predicted model, not a curated record
AUGACUGCCCCCUUUGACCUCGUCAACUAUCUCGCCGAGCUGCCCUGCCAAGACCACAUCGUACAUGUCUGGAAGAACUACGCUGGGAAAGUGACCGCGGCCAUGCAGGUUGAAGGCGGGGCGCUGUCGGCUGUUCUUGAGCAAGGCCCCAACCCAGAAGACAUGAGCAUCCAAGCGGCCAGGGAGCUCCUCUCAUCCGAGCACGGCCCAGGCAAGCCUCGCCUCGUCGUCUCCGGCCUCCCCCAAUACGUUGUCCGCGACUCCAUCGACGACGUGGUCGACGUGACCACCGCCUCUUCGUUCCCGAGUAGCACCAAGUCCCUAUCCUGCGGCAGCUUCCUCGCCGGGCAGGGAGGCACGUGCAUAGAGCUGGGCGUGGUGGAGGAGGAUUCGUGGGUCUCGGUCAAUGCGGGCCAGACAUCAGUUUUGGGCAAGUUGUCUAAAAGGGGUACCAACAGCAAUCUGAGUAUGACCAUUGAACCGGCGAACGGGGCGGUCUGCCUCAAGAAGGGCUGGAACUUCACCAUGUUCCUCGAUGAGAACUCACUGGUCUACUUCUGCUAUAAAGUGCCUGUCCAGCCAGACUCCUAG